Messenger RNA from Pelobates fuscus (common spadefoot toad), 868 nucleotides. RefSeq names its product coiled-coil domain containing 59 (gene CCDC59). NCBI's taxonomy places the organism in Eukaryota, Metazoa, Chordata, Amphibia, Anura, Pelobatidae. Gene Ontology annotation, cellular component: nucleus. The coding region runs from base 17 to 712 and encodes 231 amino acids. The transcript is spliced from 5 exons. The record is from RefSeq and is a predicted model, not a curated record.
CGAGCGAGCUGCAGGCAUGGCUACACCGGGGCUAUCAGCUGUGAAACCAGGCAGGAGUUGGGGGCCGGGGAGAGGCAGAGGACAAGGCGGACCGGGAAGAGCGGGCGUGAAAGGAAUGGUGGCUGAGGGAUCUGGGGUCCCACCAUCUCUAGGAGGUCCAAAUAACAAAAAGUCUAAACGGAAAUGGGUGCACCCGGAUCGGAAAGCCUUCCCGGGCAGCGCAAAGGAAGGACAUGGAUUUGCACUGUGGAGAAAACAAAAGGUUCAGCUGGAGUAUAAAAAACUGUUAAGAAAGCAAAGGAAGGUCAGCGUUGCUAAAGAUGAUAUUUACACUGACAAGUACCCAGAACAUUUAAAGCAUCUUUACUUGGCAGAAGAAGAGAUGUUAAAAAAGCAAGAACAAAGGAAAAGACCAGAAAAUAGCACAGAGGAAGCAGCAGAUGAGGAAACACCUAAAACACCUACUAAGAAGUUCAAAAAGAAAACCUCAAACCAAAAAGCAAAAGAAGAGUAUGAGAACGUUCAGAAAGAGCGUGCAAAGAAAAGAGAGGAAGCUGAGAAGAGACGGAAAGAAAGGGAAGAGGCCCAGGAGCUUUACAAGAAAAAGAAAAUAGAAUCCUAUAAAAUAUUAAGUGCAAAAACAAAGAAAGGACAGCCAAACUUUAACCUCCAAAUGGAACACCUACUUCAAAAGAUUCAGCAAAAAUCCUAACAAGCGUUUCAAUCUGCAGUGACUGGUGCAUCGUCAUUGAUGCGUUGUAAUGUUUCCUCUCAUUAGAGGUUGCACCCUGUAUGGUGGUGUUUUUGUUUUGUAAUAUUAAAAUAUAAUUGUAUUUUUAAAAUCGUAACUUUUUACUAUAUGUUUGUU